UGCACAGACGGCUUCAUGCAGUUUAUCUGUACUUGUCAUCCUGGCUUUACAGGGGAUGAAUGUGAAACAGUUAUUCCUGAUAAUUAUGAUCUCAAACUGGUUCCUGAGAUAUCUUCCAUUGUGUUUUCUGCUGAUGUGAGCACCGAAUUGCAGAAUAUAACUGUUUCUCUCUGGGUGAAGGCAGAUGUGACAUCAUCUGACAAGCAGCUCGUUGACUUUAAGAUGGGUAAUCUUCAGUUCGGCAUUUACAAUCCUUGCAGUCUUUUUUUCAAAGAAGCUGGUCGGAUUCAUUCAUCUACUGGGCCUACCAUUUGUGAUGGUCGCUGGCAUCAUGUAUUGAUCCUAUUCAUUAACAUUGGAAGAUGGUCUGUUCUCCUGGAUGGCUCUGAAAUUAUGAGUGACAAUAGUGAUGCAUCUCAAUACAAUCUCUCAGGAAACUUGCAACUUGAAGUUGGAGCUGAUAAAUUUGACCGAAACGAUUCUAUUUACAUGACUGGCAUCAACGUUUGGAGUGGAUAUGUUUCAGAUGACGUGUUGUCUAGAGUCACAUCAGAGUGUUUGCCACAGCUUUAUGGGAACAUUAUUUCAUGGACAGACUUUGACUCCCACCAGGCUUUUCCUACAACCUCCCUGACUCCCUCAAUGUGUGAUGAUACUGAUGAAUGUCAGAGCCUGACCCCCUGCCAAAAUGGAGCUACUUGCAUUGACAAACUCCGCUCCUACAUAUGCGUGUGUCUUGAAGAUAAUGAAGGAAUAAACUGUGAAAAGUUUAUCGACAUGUGCAAUAAUGCGAGCUGCGAGAAUGGAGGAUCUUGUAAAACUAUGAAUAGGACAAUUCUCUGUUCAUGCCCUGAAAGAUUUUUAGGAGAGUUUUGUGAGCUUGAAAUUAUUAAUGGUAGUUGGAGUGAUUGGUUGCCGUGGAGUCCAUGCAGUGCAUCGUGUGAAGGUGGAACUCGAAAUACUUUAAGGGAAUGUACCAACCCACCACCUAAUGAUUAUGGACAGCCUUGUCAUGGAGAAAAUACAAAACAAGAACCAUGUAAUAUCCAGGAAUGUCCAGGUUGUCUUCAUCUGCAGAGUCCUGAGAAUGCCACACUUAACUGUUGGAGUGAAGGUGAAACCAAGAAGUGCACAGUUAGUUGUAACUCAACUGAUCUUGGCUUCGUUCAACCUACACUGGCAGAGUAUUCCUGCGGCCUGGAGUCAGAUUACAAAUGGGAUCAUGAAAGUGAUAACAAUCGUAGAGCAAGUUUGCCUCCUUGCAGGGAAACGAUGUCUCCGGAUUCGUUAGAGGUGCAAGUCAACUUUGCUUACCCAGGCGCAACAUGUGCUUCGGUAGCAGAUGAAGAAAGCCUUAAAGAACUAGUCAGCUCUAACAUCAUGAACAAUGUUGAAGGCAGUGGCUGCAAUGAUUGUGCUCUCUCAAAUAUACAGGUCAACAAUUGUGGUGUGUCGAAGAAGAGGUCAGUUGAAGAAUCUCCUAUCACUAUCUCAUUCAACAUAGAUUUCAGCAAUGUAACUAUGGAGGGAUCAUUCAGCGAAUUUAGCAACAGAUUUGACAAUCGUGUGAAAAAUGGAUCCUUUUCCCUGGAAGUCGAUGGUCAGGUCAUUGCAGUUGAACUUAAUCAAAGUAGCGGUCAGGUCAAGAUUACGUGUCCAAGAGGGUCUGGUUUGACAGUACAGGGAACCUGCGUUGUAUGCCCCGCUGGUACUUUCCAGUACUUCCUACCAAACACCAGCACAGCUGUGUGUGCACCCUGCUUGCUACACACCUAUCAAGAUCAAGAGGGACAAGUUGAGUGUCUUCCAUGUCUUUCAGGUUUAAUAACGAAUGAUCCUGGAGCUGAUGAUAUCAACCAUUGUAUAGAACCAUGUCCACUUGGUCAUUACCAAGAUGUGUGGUCAGAUCCUAGUAACACUACAUGUGUUCAGUGUCCUCUUGGUACUUACCAAAACGAAAUUGGAUUCGAAAGCUGUUUCCCUUGUCCCACUGGAUAUGUAACUCUGGAACUAGGAGCAGCAAGUGCCUCUGAUUGUGUUGCGGUGUGUAAUGCAGGGCAUUACGUGGAUCUUUCAAACGAGACCAAUCCACAAUGCCCACCGUGCCCACUCAACACAUUCUUAGAUCUUGAUGUACAUCAAGAACAAGAAUGUUUUCCAUGUGCUCCAGGAAUGAUUACCAUCCAGAAUGGAUCUUCACAAAGUACCGACUGUUUUGUUGUGUGCCAGCAAGGGACCUAUCUGGAAAGUUCAUCGUGUAUUCCAUGUCCUCUAAACACCUAUCAAGACCAGACCAAUCAUCGUGAGGAAUCCUGCAUCCUAUGUCCUGGCAACCUGAUUACUUUCAAUGAAAGUUCAGACAAUCUUGCAGACUGUACAGUUGCUCCUGGAAUGGAAUGCAAUGCUGUACUUGAUCCAUGUACAGGAGGUGGGAUGUGUAUGAAUGCUACUGGCCUCAUUAACUGUACCUGCCCAAGAGGGUUCUACAACUACAAUGAUACCCAUUGCCAAGAUUAUGAGUCAACUACUCAACCUCCUGAAACAACAACUGCUCCACCGGGAUCAACUACUCAACCUCCUGAAACAACAACUGCUCCACCAGGAUCAACUACUCAACCUCCUGAAAAAACAACUGCCCCACCGGGAUCAACCACUCAACCUCCUGAGACAACAACUGCCCCACCAGGAUCAACUACUCAACCUCCUGAAACAACAACUUCUCCGCCGGGAUCAACUACUCAACCUCCUGAAACAACAACUGCCCCACCAGGAUCCACAACUCAACCUCCUGAAACAACAACUGCCCCACCAGGAUCAACUACUCAACCUCCUGAAACAACAACUGCUCCACCGGGAUCAACUACUCAACCUCCUGAAACAACCACUGCCCCACUAGGAUCAACUACUCAACCUCCUGAAACGACAACUGCCCCACCAGGAACAACUACUCAACCUCCUGAAACAACAACUUCUCCGCCGGGAUCAACUACUCAACCUCCUGAAACAACAACUGCCCCACCAGGAUCCACAACUCAACCUCCUGAAACAACAACUGCCCCACCAGGAUCAACUACUCAACCUCCUGAAACAACAACUGCUCCACCGGGAUCAACUACUCAACCUCCUGAAACAACCACUGCCCCACCAGGAUCCACAACUCAACCUCCUGAAACAACAACUGCCCCACCAGGAUCAACUACUCAACCUCCUGAAACAACAACUGCUCCACCGGGAUCAACUACUCAACCUCCUGAAACAACCACUGCCCCACCAGGAUCAACUACUCAACCUCCUGAAACGACAACUGCCCCACCAGGAACAACUACUCAACCUCUUGAAAUAACAACUAUUCAAGAGCCAACCACAUCCCAUCUACCAACAACCGACAUUGAUGAGUGUGCCAGUGGCAGUAACCCAUGCACUUUGGCUAAUGAGGAGUGUGAGAACACAGUUGGAAGUUACCAAUGUGUGUGUGCUGCAGACUUUGUGAGGACAAGAGGCUUUUGCCUGACUAGCGCCACCAUCACUGGGUCCAUCACCAUCAACCUGGUAAACGGCAGGAUCGUACCGUACACAGCCUCGCUAUCAGAUCCAACGUCGGAGGAAUACAUGAACUUGGAAGCCCUUGUCUGUGGAGCGUUUCUAAAUGUAAUUGAUGGUUGGGUAAACGCCAGCACGCCAUACCCCACGUCCACUUGUGAGGUCACCAGCUUUGCUCCGGGUUCAUUCUCUGAGAUGAUCGUGUCGUAUGCUAUCACUGUGUAUGGGGAGAAAACAGAGGGCAUAGCUACUGCUACCUCCGAUAUCAUGAGCAACGGAUUCUCUGGCGCUCCUUUAGUUUGGACCGAUGAGAACGGAAAUACCAUCCAACUUCUAUCCCUCUUCUUUAAUGAUGCUUCAGAGUGCAUGGUAGAAACAUCGUGUUCAGGACUAAAUGAAGGUUGUACUGAAUUAGACCCAGGCUUUGAGUGUUACUGCACCAAUUCUUCUAUACGAUUCAAGGAAAUUUGUUUGUAUUCUACAAGACUGGCUGGGAGUUUCCGAUACAAAAGCAUUAAUGGUGAUAAUGUAACCUACUCGCCUGCAUUAGCAAACACAGACUCAGCUGAAUUCUCAAAUAUGACUGCCAUCACAUGUGACGUGUUCAUGUACCAGCUUAAUCUAUGGAUGAAUGUCAAUGUGCCAUACACCUAUAUCGAAUGUAACAUCGCAGCCUUCCGCCCAGGAAGUAUCAUCGUCGACUUCAUCAUCGAUAUCUACGGCACAUCCCAGAUGGAGGCCAUGAUGAGGGCCCAGAUCGCUAGUGAUAAUGGAUUCCAAGGUUCUCCAAGUGACUGGACAGGGAAUGCUUAUACAGUCUAUGUGGAAGAACUUAUAUAUGAGAACCUGUGUGAGCCAACUCCGUGUGAAAAUGGAGGGACAUGCCUGUAUAAUGUCACUACCGAUACCACAUCUUGUUCUUGUCCGCCUGGCUUUGGUGGACCAGUCUGUGAAAACAAGGUUGCCUGUGAGAGACAUACUUGCCAGAACGGAGGAGUAUGCCAAGUAGACAUGAUGGGAGAUCCAUAUUGCGAAUGCCCCGCACAGUACACAGGGACGUUUUGUGAAAUUCCAGUUUCAUGUGAGGAGUUGGAUUGCCAAAACAACAGCACUUGCGAAGUUGACAGCAAUGGGGUUGCCUCCUGCAUCUGCUUGGAUGGAUAUGAAGGAAUCAGAUGCCAGCUAGAAUCAACUUCUGGUCUCUCAACAGGGAUCAUUAUUGGUAUCGUUUUGGGAGUCGCUGGUUGUGUUUUCCUUGUUGUUGUUCUCUGCUUCUGCUGGUUCAUCCUCUUUGCUGCUCGUCGUCGACAACAAUGCAAGCAAGAGUUCUUGGAGGGAGCAGAGAAUUGGGGUUACGGAGGGCGACGUUAUGCCCCAUCAUCGGCGCCAUCAUGUGGGGCAGUGGUGCGCAACGACCCAGCAGAGUUUGCCAGCGAGUCCUCGGACAACUUCUACUACUGCCAGAACACCAGAGGGCGACCUUUUGGUUCAACAGCUGCUGCUUCUGCUCCUCGUAACAGUCCCUUCUAUUAAUCCAUUAAUGUUAAUGCUGUUAUUGUUUCUCUUAAUAAUCACCAUUAAAAAAUCACCAUUAAGGAAAAUGUGUCUAUACUCAUUGAAAAAAGGAAGUAAUUAAACAAACUUAAUAUAUUACAACAGAAAAUAUUAAAUAUACAUACCCAAACCCAUACCUCAUUUCAGAUAAAGCUUGUCAUGCUGACCUGCUGACUGAAUGGGGGGCCAGCAUAGAUAAAUAUCCCCCUAUCCCUCAAACCCCCCCCCCCCCCCCAGUUUGUAGCAUAUUGCAAAUAGAAGAAAACUAUUAUUUGUCAUGGUCAAUUGCUCAAGGGAAAACAUCAAGGGCCAUAUAUUCCUACCUUUCAAAUCCAGAAUUGUCACCUAAAGCCCAAAGAUAAGUACAACUACGAAAUACGCAAUGGUUUUUUUUUUUUACUUCAGGUGUGUUAUUUUGGGUCUAUGUCAAAACCGGUUUUGAUGGAAUAACUUUCCAAAUAUUUUUUUAAGAUUCUAAUCUUCAGUGUAUUUGUACUAUUGCAUUUAUUUAGAUGUGCAAAGAAUGAUAUUAUUUUCAAUCAGACAUCACAGCAUCAGAUGAAGGAGAUGGGAGAUGCUUCAAAACAGUCAGCAACUGAUCAUGCCGAAAGUCAUCAUGAUAAUAAUGCAUAUGAAUAAUAUGUAAAAACUCAGUUGUCUGAUAAGAUUUUUUUCUUGAGUUGCCUGAUGAAAGGUAAAUGUAGGUAGUAACUUCAAUUUGACAGGCCUCUCAAAACAAAGGCAUACACACAAGAAAACUAUUAUCAUUGAUUAAACGUUGUAGAGAAGAACUUCCAGUGAAAGCGUUAUGAUUACACUUAAAGUCGUUUGUAAAUAGAGCCGUUCAAAGCCAUGGUUCUUGGACUUAUUGCCUGACCUUUGCAAGAACAUGCAGGUAACCAUGGUAACAUAUAGGUUAUGUUACCACAUUAUCAACUUCAAACCGCUAUUUCAACAGAUGACAUGAACAAUUUUUGUAACAUACAACUUACAGUUAAAUUUGACAUAACACUGAUGGAUUUUGACUGGACAUCAGUUUUCACAAUGACAUUGAUAGACAGACAAGGACUUAAGAACAAAAAAAAAAAAA
Strongylocentrotus purpuratus (purple sea urchin) is the source of this 6184-nucleotide messenger RNA. RefSeq lists its product as uncharacterized. Gene Ontology annotation, cellular component: protein-containing complex; plasma membrane. The record is from RefSeq and is a predicted model, not a curated record. Gene Ontology annotation, biological process: establishment or maintenance of epithelial cell apical/basal polarity; heterophilic cell-cell adhesion. The coding region runs from base 16 to 5073 and encodes 1685 amino acids. Gene Ontology annotation, molecular function: calcium ion binding. The transcript is spliced from 28 exons. Lineage: Eukaryota; Metazoa; Echinodermata; Echinoidea; Camarodonta; Strongylocentrotidae.